CAGCAGAUGGAGAGCUGAGCAGAAAGACAUCAAGACUAUAGCCAUGGCCUCCAGUCUAUCGCUCCUCUUCCUGGUCCUGUGCAGUGUGAGUGUGGCUCAGUCCCAGCUCAGGCUGUUUAACCUGCGGGCCACUGGUCUUCCCUCUGACUUGUUUGGGACGACAGAUGGCUAUGUCAAGGUGUUCUGUGGCUCAGCCACUCUGGGUACAACAUCCACCCGUAAGGACGAUGCCAACCCCUGGUGGGAGGAGGAGUUUUCCUAUUUCAGUGCUCAGGAAAAUGACAUACUGAGGCUUGAGGUUCAUGACAGUGACCUCCUCUUUGAUGACCUGCUGGGAGUCUGCCAGCGCCAGAUCAAGCCAGGAACCCAUGAUCAUGACUGCUAUCUGGAAGAAGGCGGAACCCUUCAUUACUCCUAUACCCUCGGCUGAGACAGCCAGCUAAUCUUUUUUCUUUAGAUACAGUCUGCAAAUCUCUCAGACUGGCCCCUUAGAAAUGUUUUCAUACUGAUGAUUGCGCUCUAAGAGAUUGGUUGUGAGGUUCUCUGUCUCAAAGUCAUCAACCUCAUCAUUUCAGAUAAGACGAGAAAAAUAUUCACUCAUACUCAUGAAAUGUAUCAAUACACCUUAUACUGCUGACUUAGUCACACUAUAUCAUUGGCUGUUUUACCCUGUUCCCAAGCUUGUCAAUAAGUAAUAAAUUUUGCUGCAACAACAAAAA
Messenger RNA from Acanthopagrus latus (yellowfin seabream), 719 nucleotides. RefSeq names its product perforin-1-like. The transcript is spliced from 2 exons. Lineage: Eukaryota; Metazoa; Chordata; Actinopteri; Spariformes; Sparidae. The record is from RefSeq and is a predicted model, not a curated record. The coding region runs from base 44 to 430 and encodes 128 amino acids.